This is a messenger RNA of Orbicella faveolata, 3875 nucleotides long. Its product is annotated as protein eyes shut homolog. NCBI's taxonomy places the organism in Eukaryota, Metazoa, Cnidaria, Anthozoa, Scleractinia, Merulinidae. The record is from RefSeq and is a predicted model, not a curated record. Gene Ontology annotation, molecular function: calcium ion binding.
CGUGGUUUGUGAGGGGUUUCGUAAAGUUGUUCAAACUCACCACGGCUUCAAAGCAAUGAUAAACGUUUGCAAACAAUAUCGAUUUCCGAGGGAUUAAACAGUAACUUUUGUUUUACAAAAACGGUGAUGUGAGAUCCAAGUUUAGCUCCAACGAACGUGUGUGCAUCGUUAUGACGAAAACGAACCAAUCAGGAGACGCCAUAGACCUCGGCACAAUAGGACACCAGAACCUAACAACCUUUGUUAUUGAAAUGGCGGCGAUGUAAACGGUCGCCAAGCAUUCCCUUGUGUGAAAUAUUUGAGUUUUAAAAAGCUUCGUCCAGUAACCGCAGAAGGAGAGACCAUCAAAUAUUCAGGACUUCUCGAGGGGUCGGUAAAUGCUCGAAAGCACUUCGAUAACUGCUGCGAAUUGUGGAUUAGUGAAAGCGUGUGGACGCCAUAUUUGAUCUGUCAAAGAUCUGCUUUCGAAUUACUGGCAACGCUCUUGGACUUGUAUCAGCUGCGUGGAUUUAAACCGUUGGCUCUGUUUGUGGUUAUAUAUAGCUUUGGAAUUUGCCAGCAACUUUACGGCGAGACGGUGCUAAAACAGUUUACAAGCGCUGGAGUUCUACGGAAUCCUUCGAACUUUGGAGAACCGUGUUGUUUUUGCCGAACGUGAGUACCAAACGACGCUUGAACACGAUAUUUUGACAGCUGUUUCCUCAUCGAGUUUGAAGUCGUUGUAUUCUGAGAAAGUUUAUCGCAUUGAGCGAUUUUUAUUUGGUGGAAGAAUGGAAAUUCACCUAAGUAAAGAGUAAACUGCGCCCUAAAUUGACAUUCCAAGCCCUCCAGCUCGGCCGUUGAUCGGUAAGCUUAGAAGGGCAAAUACCACAAACGAUAAGGAAAUCAACUUAGCUGCUUAUGCAUCGCCACUGGACUGUGAAACGGCAAGUUUGCGUGAAUUUGUGAAAGACUUUAGAGCUUCGAAAUCGUUUGAAAAACAAUGCAUUUGGCGUUACUGCAGUUUAACCUUGAACGGCUUGCCAGAAUUUGCGUUGUCUGGGUUUUUGCAUCGAGUUUGAUUGUUGUGUCGGCUCAGAAUGGCACCUCUCCGUUUUCAAACUUACUGUGUAACUUGCAGUGUCCAUCUGGUUUCCACUGCUUUAACAACACCGUUAAGACGACGGUAAUUGAAUGGGGACACAAUGGUCAUAUCUGUAACGGCCAGUCACCUGGAGAAUGUUAUAAUGGAGAAAUUGACCCCAUGGGGUUUCAAAGAGCUCCUAGACAAGUUCCUCGAACAGUUGUACAAGGGGAUACUGUGAUAUUUGAACCGGGUACAAUCAUACUUGAAGUUCUGAAUGUUUCAAGAGAUGCUUUCUUUAGCUGUGACUCAGUGAAUGGACAGCUGGUUGAAAAUAGAACUGAUUCCUUAUUCCAAGUGCCUUCAAAGUAUUUAAACCCACCUGGAAUCAAGUAUUUUAUAACAGAAGAGGACAUUUUUAGAAGUUGUAGUUUUGGUAUAAGGCUUGAAGUGUAUGUACGUAGCCGUCAACAGCCAGGCUGUAUAAACUCAGCAAUACCUAACUUAGGUGUAUGCAGCGGGGUUGGUCUUUGCACCAGUCAGGCAAACACCUUUUUUACACGGAAUUACUCUUGCUUAUGUUGUGAUGCGUACAAAGGACAGUACUGUGAAGAGCUAGACAGUUGUCAUGCCAGUAGGAACCCUUGUAAAAAUGGUGCAACAUGCCAAGAUAUCGUGGAUGGUGUCGCCAAUAGCUUUAACUGUAGUUGUGUGCCUGGAUAUGAGGGAACCUUUUGUGAAAAGAACAUUGAUGAAUGCCAGUCUAGUCCAUGCAUAAAUGGAGGAUUUUGUGUGGAUAACAUCAAUCAAUACACAUGUUUGUGCCCACCAGACACUGAAGGGGUAAAUUGUGAAGUUGUUAUCAAAGAUCUUUGUGCAGAUAACCCGUGUGCUAAUGGAGGAACGUGUCUAAGAUCUGGAGAUAAACGUAGGAAUUAUACUUGUAUUUGUCCUCCAAAUUUUACUGGCCGAAACUGUACAGUAAACAUCACUUCAUCGUCUGUUGUGGUUACUUCAACACCACCUUUUCAAACAAGUAAGGUAUUUUCCACCUCUUUGGUGGCAAAUUUUAGCUUUGUCACUCAAGGAUCAUCAAGCUCUUCUAUCAUUACAAUAGCAGUGACAUCUUCCAUUCCUAAAAUGUCACAAAUAAUCACAGGAACUAGCUCCUCACAAGAAAUGUCACCUGCAAUGUCCUCGCGGCAGCUGUCAUCUGUGUCUAUGAUGACUAGCAAGUCAGUAACUUCACUUUCAUCAUCAACACUACAUGUACGGUCAUCCUCAACAGUAAGGUUGUCGUCUUCAUUUUUGUCAGUUCAUGAGACAUUUGUCUCUUCCUCGCUUCCUGCUAUACAGACCUCAUCACAAGUGACAUUUUCAUCUGUGUUACUUACUCCAACAGCAGUUAACAGCAGUGUUUCACAAGCUGUUACUCCAGUCAUAACACCAAGUGGAAGCCAAACUGUGGUAACUAUGACAACCGAGUCCAUGGAGAGUUUCUCAUCACGACCAGCUGAGACUUCAUCUUUGCAAUUAACAUCAUCACCUGGAUCAAGCCGGCCACUGUCAUCGUCUUUGUCUUUAUCACUUAAAUCAUCACCAGAAUUAACAUCAACUGUUACAGAUCCUGCGAGCACAUCCCUAAUGUUCUCUUCUUCUGUUGCCUCACCAUCUGUAGCAUCAAGGUCAUCCAUUAGAACAACUCCAUUAUCAUUAUCAUUAUCAACUGUCUAUUACACGUCAACUGUCAAGAUAUCUCCGUCAAUGAGUACUGUUCUUAUCUCCUCAUCAGUAGUGCCCACUACGUCACCUACACCAACUACAGUACCCUUAAUAAAUCAGACUUGUAUUGACAAUCCUUGUAACAAUGGAACAUGUGUUGACGAGUCAUACUUAGGAAACAAGUUCCGUUGUGAGUGCCCUUAUCCAACAAUUGGACCAGUGUGUACAAGUGGGUUUGACCUCCACUUUCCAGCCUUUGGAAGGAAGUCCUUUCUGGAACACAAAAGUAUUUCAUUUAACUUGGAGGAAAACAGGAUUGACAUAACCUUCCAGACAAACACAAGUGAUGGACUGCUUCUCUUUGCGGCUGACAACAAAGACCGGGGAGAUUUUAUCCAGCUGCGUGUUGUGGGUGGUAAGCUGGAGUUCAGAUUUGAUCCUGGUGACAGCUUAGUGUUCAUCCAAAGUAUUGAAAGAGUGGAUACUGGUAACACAGUUACAGCAACAGCCACCUAUGUCAGCAAUUCAGGAACACCUUUUGGCACUCUUCAAGUUGGCAAUGGUGUAGAACUUAAGCGUGAAGUCAGAGGAAAACUCAUUGGGAUACAACUCUACGACAACUGGUAUAUAGGGGGAGUUCCACCAGGCCUGGACAUGCUCAACAAAACCAAAGGCCAAGCUGCUCCAUCAUCCUCUUUUGUUGGAUCUAUCAAAGAUGUACAAGUUAACGGAGAAACUAUCAAUCUUGCAGAUGCUAAAGACUGGUAUAACAUCAAUGAAGGUGACAUGCCACCAUGCCAGAAAAUGCCAUGCAGAAAUGGAGUAUGCAUCCCACAUAAGGACAACAUACAUGAUUACACCUGCAAUUGCACGGCAGGAUUCAGUGGAAAGAAUUGCGAGAUUUACACUGCUUGUGAAUCAGAGAGUUGCAAUGGAGGAGAGUGUAUACCUAACGCCUCCAACCCUCUGGACUUUGUCUGUCUCUGUCCCUUUGGAAGGGUUGGAAUGCAAUGUCAAACAGGUGGGUAUGCAAUUUAUUGAACCAUGUAUUAUUUUACAGGGUUCGUACAGGUCAUGGAAAACCUGGAAA